Molecule: messenger RNA, 960 nt
Organism: Oppia nitens
Lineage: Eukaryota; Metazoa; Arthropoda; Arachnida; Sarcoptiformes; Oppiidae
Exons: 2
Coding region: 1-960 (319 amino acids)
Source: RefSeq, a predicted model, not a curated record
AUGAAUUCAAAGUUAUUUAUUUUUCUAGCGUUAGCCGUUAAUUGUGUUUGGGGCCAAUUGUCAAUACAUCGGGGACUGGUAGGUCACGGUAGAGUGAUAGGCCAUAGCAAUUUUGGUGUUGUAGGCCACUCAUCGUUAGGUGGUGUUGUUGGACACGCACCGGCUUUUCACUUGGGAGCUGUCCGUAGCCAUCACGCCAUUGCCGCCGCUCCGAUCGCAGUGGCCCACGCACCCGCUUUCCGUGUUGCUCAGCCACUAGCUAUCGGUUCUAUCGGAUCUAUCGGUCUGGGACACGCUCAUGUCGGUCACGUACAGUCAAUCGGACCGGUUACUGCAGCCAUCCAGACUCACCGAUCACAUCAAGUAAUAGACGUCCCAACACCUCAGGAUGUUAUCCAACCCCAGACACUGAUUGUUGAGCCGAAUAUAUUGCCCGUGAAUAUCGAAUUCCGUUCGCAGUCCAGUCCAGUCAACGUCAAUCAGGUACACAUUCCCGGCCGUCCCGGCGAACAUCAGGCCACCCGAUCGGAGGAGGAGCCCGACAGACUUGUCCACGAAGUCGUUAAGCCGGUCAUACAGGAAGUGCGCGAAACUAUUGUCCCAUUCCGUCGCAUCACUCAAGAAGUACUGCCAGUUCAGGAAGAGGUUCAGACACUUGUGGCCAGAGGUCAGCGCCAACAAGUCAUUGCUCAACCCCAAGCUGUAGCCGUUGCCCAGCCCGUAGCCGUCGCUCAACCCGUAGCUGUUGCCCAUCGAGUAGCCGUCGCCGCACCGGCUGUUGCAGUGGCCCAACCGAUAGCCGUAGCUCAGCCGGCCUUUGCCGUUGCUCAGCCAGCUCUGGCUGUCGCCCAACAUUCCGGUCUCGCUUUGGCCGGAGGACACGGUUUAGCCACCGGUGGUCUCAUCACAACCGGAAUCAAUCGUUUCUCGGCCGGCGGUGGUCUCAUCAGAGCUUUAUAG